Molecule: messenger RNA, 1124 nt
Organism: Guyanagaster necrorhizus
Lineage: Eukaryota; Fungi; Basidiomycota; Agaricomycetes; Agaricales; Physalacriaceae
Exons: 4
Coding region: 270-1034 (254 amino acids)
Source: RefSeq, a predicted model, not a curated record
CACACAGGGAUUUCUUUUGGUAUCGACACCUGAUUGACAGUUUCCGCUUGAACCCUGUAGACUGUAGUAUACUAAUAUGCACCUUGCCUUUCUAAUCUUCUUAUCUAGCGAGUGAUGAUCUGGACUGGACCUCGUCCUCGCCGCCCAGAACAUUUCUUCUUCUUUGCUGUUCCCAUGAUUCGAGCUCGCAAUAGUUGAGUAAUACAUUAAUAAUCAUGACGCAUUGGCGAUGAUUCGAACUACCGCUCUGACUCCCACCACAAAUCACAAUGGGCAAGUUCUACGACGAAAUACCUGGAUAUGUUAUGACUAUGAUCAAGAAACAGCAAAUGUUUUGGGUGGCCACUGCUCCAUUAAGUGCUGAUGGGCAUGUCAAUCUGUCAUCCAAGGGCGUUGAAGGGACUUUCCACAUCAUCGACUCUCAUACGGUGUGGUACGAGGACCUCAGUGGAAGCGGUGUGGAGACCAUAUCGCACCUUCGCGAAAACGGAAGGAUUACCAUUCUAUUCAAUGCUUUCGAAGGUCCACCGAGCAUUGUCAGACUAUUUGGGAAAGGAAAAUUUUACGAAUUCGGUACACCCGAGUACAACGCCUUUAUCCGCCCCGAGACACGUCAUCCUGGAUCUCGUGCGGUCAUCGUAAUCGACGUGCACAAAGUUGGGACGUCCUGCGGCUAUGCCGUUCCAUUUUACGAGUUCAAAUCGCAUCGUACCCGGCUCCUUGAAUACGCAGCCAAACGCGAGCUUGCUGAUAUUGAAGCCGAAGAAACGGAGAGCCCGAUAUGCGAGCCCCCUCGGCCGGAUAAUGGUUUGAAACGGUACUGGAUCAAGAAUAACUUGACGAGUAUCGACGGGUUACCUGGGAUGACUACCGGGCAGGAUUCUACCGACAAGUUCCAAACUAGGGGAAGGGUGUACAAGAAGGAUAAUGAGAGCGUAUCGAUGAGAGGCUACUUUAGGCAGGUGGAUAUGAGAUUCGUUCUGGGAUUUUCUUUGGGAGUGGCGGUCAUCACCACUUCAAGAUUUCUCAUUUAGUGGUCGACGGAAAUAAUGUAAUUUUAUGAACAUCGUGGAGUUGAAUACAGUGUACGUUCCGGUGAUCCAAGUAUGUGAAACAAAUAAUAC